CAACGUCUUAGCGCAACGGCUGCCCUUGUCAUUCCCAUGUGGCUUGUUAAAAUUUCUCGUGCCGCGCUGCGCUGGUGCAGCAGAAAAAAGCAACUUAUAGACUCGGCGCUGCAGCCCGUUUUACCCGUCGCGUAUGGAGUUGGUCACCACUAUGGUACUGAGCCCAAGGGGCAGGUUAUCGUCGUUGGUACAUGAGCCGAAGUAGUCGGUUUGCUUGGAAUGAUGAUGGGCCGUUUUGGUCGACGAGUUGGGUCUCAUUUGCUUUUGCGUGGACGCCACGUUCUACCCGAAAAGGUGAGGAGGUUUAAUCAACGACAACCACGCGGUCUCACGUUGCGAGUCGCAGUGCUUUCCCUUUUCUGUUCGGCUCUCGCUUUCGUCUUGUCUUUAUUAUAAAGUCAUGGCCCAUUCUCGCGUCUCUGACCUUGGCAUCCCAUCCUGUCACCGCUCCAUCUCCAAUCUUCUUCCCAACCCUGACAGUCAUCAUGGGCUCUGAACUCGGCAAGACCGUUGAUACCAAGCCACAGGUCCGCCUCAAUGGCCUCGGCAUCUUCUGGCUCACCUUUGGCAUCGCAUGGACUCUGAUCCUGCUUGGCGGCAUCGCCUUCCUAUGGAUCCGCCGCAACAUGCCCAUUCUCCGCAUCCGCGGUCUGCCAUUGUCCAUUGGUGCUGUGCUGCUUAUGCAUGUCUACUGGUUCUGUGUGACGACUGGUUACGUCUACGGCCCAGUCAUGCCAGAGGUUACUGAGUACUGGAUCAUGGGCCUCUGGCUGCCCUUUGGCGUGGCCUUGUUCCAUGCAAGCAACAGCCGCUUCCUCUACGUGGCCAACGCCCAGAAGAAGUUCUCCAAGCAGAGCACAGAGCCGUACCGUAUCUAUACCCGCCGCCCUGGCCGUCUGUCUCUGCGUGAAUCCAUCAAGAUGUGGUGGAUCCAGCUCGACUACUCUAACAAGACGCUCAUUGUUGUUAGUGUCGGCAUGGCCUUCCAGGCUUUCAUGACCAUCUUCAUCUACCUCAUCUCGCGCAAGUUCCACAGCGACUAUGGCAUCCCCGGCACCGAAGUCACCGGAACGCCAAUGGAGAUUGCAGUUCAGCAGGGCCGCGGCUGGGAAUGGUGGCCAACUUGCUUCUGGCAGCUCGGCUGGGCCUGGAUUGUCGCUCCCAUCAUUCUCUUCCGUUCCCGCAAGAUCGCUGACACCCAGGGCUGGCGAUUCCAGACCAUUGCCUGCUGCAUUGCCGGUCUUCCCGCUGCACCCAUGUGGCUCAUUGCCCUGUAUGUGCCGGCCAUGGCUCCUGUCAACAACUACUUUAUCCCUCCCAGCUGGAUUGCCGUUUCCAUCAUGUUCUUGGAAAUCUUCACCAUCUUUGUCCCCAUCUACGAGGUUGUGAAGCAGCGCAACCUCACCAGCGAGACUCUCGAGUCCAUUGCCCGCUGGGAAUCUCGCCAGCGUCUCGGUGCUACCAAGGGCGUCAAGUCUCUCAACUCGGACAUCUCAGGAACUACAUGGAACUCCCGCAAUAGCCGUGCCACAUCUAUUGGUACUAGCUCGGGAGGCAGUAUCUUGACAAUGGAUGCGCUGGAGCACACACUUGACAAGAACCCUGAGCCUCUCCAGGAGUUUUCUGCACUCAAGGAUUUCUCUGGUGAGAAUGUUGCCUUUUUGCUGCGUGUUCGUGACUGGCGAGCUGCUCACUUUGCUGUUGCCAAGAAGGAGAUUGGCGAGGAGGAGAAGAACACACCCAUCAUUGCCAUUACCCGCGAGUGCUUUGAGGGUGCUCUUCACAUCUACUUGGACUUUAUCAGCGCCACAAACGCCGAAUUCCAGCUCAAUCUUGCUUCAGGAGACUUUGCCAAGCUCAAGCAUACCUUUGAAGAGGCUGCUCAGGCUGUCUGUGCGGCGACUGUUGCCUCUGAUCCUGCCACGCCCUUCGCCAACGAGACUCCUCGUUUGGCCUCAGAGAUUCUCAACUACACGGGCGAGAUCCCCUUUGAAUUUAAUGAACAUGUCUUUGACGAUGCUGAGCUGAGCAUUAAGUACCUCGUCUUGACAAAUACCUGGCCCAAGUAUAUCCGCCAGCGCCGCUCUUUUGACGCAUCCAGUGUUGACACUGUUUGAGUUUGCACUUUGAUGAAUUCUAUUUAUGCAGAGGAGUUUUAUGGACAGCGAUGGGUUUCAACAGUACAAAACAUACCCAAAGUUUUAUGUGUAUUUUAAUGCAGUCUAGUGUUAUUUCUCUUCUACAGUCACACCUUUUUUUUCCUGGAUACUCUCAAAAGAAAUCGUAAAUUUAAUUUCUAAAACAAUUUACAAUCAUCG
Molecule: messenger RNA, 2318 nt
Organism: [Torrubiella] hemipterigena
Lineage: Eukaryota; Fungi; Ascomycota; Sordariomycetes; Hypocreales; Clavicipitaceae
Source: the annotation of a GenBank genome assembly